AUUGAGUAUUUUAGAGAGAAAAGAGAGAAGCUUAGUGAUUUCAGAACACAAUGGAGCAACCACAACUCUUGCAUGACCCAAAUUUCCCUCUCUUCAAAACCCCUUCUUCACCCGCCGUAACCACCACCGCCACUCACAAACCCCUUUCAACCACACCCAUCACCACCACCUCCAACGGUGAGCGUCGAGAAGACCACUCCGUCGAAACCGCCGCCACCGUUGCCGCCGACGCGGAGGCGUUCGGCGACCUCGGGCUGGCGGAAUGGGCGGUGAAGACGUGCCGGGAGCUCGGGAUGCGGAGGCCGCGCCCCGUGCAGCGGCGGUGCAUCCCGCGCGUGCUGGAGGGCCGGCACGUGCUGGGCAUCGACGAGACAGGGAGCGGGAAGACGGCCGCCUUCGCGCUCCCGAUCCUGCACCGUCUCGCCGAGCAUCCCUUCGGCGUGUUCGCCCUCGUGGUGACGCCCACGCGCGAGCUCGCCUUCCAGCUCGCCGAGCAGUUCCGCGCCCUCGGCUCCGCCGUGCACCUCCGCAUCACGGUGGUUGUCGGGGGCAUGGACAUGCUCAGGCAGACCAAGGAGCUCGCCGCGAGGCCGCACCUCGUCAUUGCCACCCCCGGGAGGAUCCACGCCCUGCUCCGCAAUAACCCUGAUAUUCCCCCCGUUUUCUCCAGAACUAAGUUCCUUGUCUUGGAUGAAGCAGAUCGUGUCCUGGAUGUUGGUUUUCAGGAGGAAUUGAGAUUUAUCUUUCAGUGCUUACCAGAAAAUCGACAAAACCUGUUCUUUUCUGCAACAACUACAAGUAAUCUGCAAAAGUUGCGUGAACGUUACCAAGAUAAGAUGUAUGUCUAUGAGGCUUAUGAAGGUUUUAAAACAGUUGAAACACUUAAGCAACAGGCUAUAUUCAUCCCUAAAAAGGUGAAGGAUGUAUAUUUGAUGCAUAUUUUGGCUAAAAUGGAAGAUAUGGGAAUUCGGUCUGCCAUUGUAUUUAUCUCAACAUGCAGAGAUUGUCAUCGUUUAAGUUUAAUGCUGGAAGUGCUUGAUCAAGAAGCAGCAGCUCUGUAUUCAUUCAAAUCACAAGCUCAGAGGCUUGAAGCACUUCACCAAUUUAAAUCAGGAAAGGUUUCAAUACUGCUAGCAACUGAUGUUGCUAGCCGCGGUUUGGAUAUUCCUACAGUUGAUCUUGUCAUCAAUUAUGAUGUUCCAAGGUUUCCACGAGAUUAUAUUCAUCGUGUAGGUCGUACAGCAAGAGCAGGUAGAGGGGGACUGGCUUUGAGUCUUGUCACCCAGAAUGAUGUUGAUCUUAUUCAUGAAAUAGAAGCACUUAUUGAGAAGCAACUUGAAAUGAUUGAAUACAAAGAAAAUGAGGUGCUUUCUCUCAUGAAAAAGGUUUUCAGUGCUAAGAACGUAGCAGAAAUGAAGAUGAUAGAUGAUGGCUUUGAAGAGAAAGCUAAAGAGCGGAAAAAACAGAAGCUGAAAAUGCUAGCAGAUAAAGGAUUGUUAAAUAAAAGAAGUAAAAAGAGAAAACGAAAUAAAGAAUUUGCAGAGGAAGGGGAAGAACAAAAAAAUGAGGUUUUCACUGUUAGGAAUGUGACGGAAAUGAAGAGGAUGGAUGAGGAUGGCAUUGAGGAGAAAGCAGAAGAGGGGGGAAUACAAAAACUUAAAAUGCGAACACAGAAAGGUUUGUCAAAGAAAAAAAAGUUAAAAGAAAGAAAUAACGAAUUUGCAGAUGAAGGGAAAAAACAGAAAAAAGAGAAAGUAGAAGCAUUAGCAGAUAUAGAAACUCCAAAGAAAAGGAGUAAGAAGAGACAGUAAAUUAGUAUAUUUAAGGAAUUAGUACUUAAACCAUAAUUUCUGAGUACAGAAAGCAUAUUUUUGAAGAGAAGAAGAGAGGUAUGCAGUGAAGUUAAAGUGGAUGGAGGAGAGAAGCUAAAGCAUAUUAGCGAUUUGGUAAAAUGGUUUGUUAUUGUUUUCACGUCUUCCAAGGAUGGCAGAUUUUGAUUGUCGGAGUAGAUGUGAGAUUAAUACAUUAGAUCUCAGGACUUGAAUACGUUGUAAUAGUCAAAUGGAGACAAGGGGUUGGGGUUUUAAAUCAGGAAAUUCUAGGCAUUAUUUUCACCUGGAAUUUUGUAUGAUGUCUUUUUCAUAUGAUAUUGAUUGUAUCGGGUUUAUUUUGGCCUCUUUUUCUAUUGGGGAUUGUUUGAUCUUGAGGCCUAAAACAGGACCAAAUAACUGGAUUUGAACCGUGCAAAAACAUUCAAUCCUAGCCAUUGGAUAAUGGUGAGUCAGAGAAUCUUUGAUUUUGUAGCCAAUUAGUUAAACUGCUAAUUUAGCUUUGGAAAUUACAUAGUUGAAAAAUUGUCAUUCUUGUUAA
Glycine soja is the source of this 2370-nucleotide messenger RNA. Its product is annotated as DEAD-box ATP-dependent RNA helicase 36. Gene Ontology annotation, molecular function: RNA helicase activity; ATP binding; nucleic acid binding. The coding region runs from base 51 to 1811 and encodes 586 amino acids. NCBI's taxonomy places the organism in Eukaryota, Viridiplantae, Streptophyta, Magnoliopsida, Fabales, Fabaceae. The transcript is spliced from 7 exons. The record is from RefSeq and is a predicted model, not a curated record.